Messenger RNA from Triticum turgidum subsp. durum (durum wheat), 663 nucleotides. NCBI's taxonomy places the organism in Eukaryota, Viridiplantae, Streptophyta, Magnoliopsida, Poales, Poaceae. The record is from the annotation of a GenBank genome assembly.
AUGUUCAACAGGUUAUUUGGGAAGCCCAAGGAGCAGGCCAACGCCGGCGCGUUGGCCACUUUGGAUAAGUUAAACGAGACUCUUGAUAUGCUGGAGAAGAAAGAGAAAGUGUUAGAGAAAAAAGCAGGUGCGGAGCUUGAGAGGGCCAAGGAGUUCUCAAAAGCAAAGAAUAAAAGAGCGGCUAUCCAAUCAUUGAAGAGGAAAAAACUUUAUGAGCAGCAAAUUGAGCAGCUUGGGAAUUUCCAGUUGAGAAUCCAUGAUCAGAUGAUCAUGUUAGAAGCUGCUAAAGCUACCACAGAGACUGUUGAUGCAUUGAGGACUGGAGCUAAAGCUAUGAAAGCUAUGCAAAAAGCAACAAAUAUCGAUGAUGUCGACAAGACUAUGGACGAAAUUAAUGAACAGACAGAAAACAUGAAACAAAUACAAGAUGCUCUGUCAGCUCCUCUUGGAGCUUCUGCUGAUUUUGACGAGGAUGAACUGGAAGCGGAGCUGGAAGAGUUGGAGGGAGCAGAGUUGGAAUCUCAACUACUGGAGCCUGUUGUAACUAUUCCUAUUCAUACGACACCCGUCCCAGGCAAGGCACAACCAACUCGUCCUGCUCCACAGAAAGCAUCGGCUGAGGAGGAUGAGCUUGCUGCACUGCAAGCUGAAAUGAUCGUUUAG